Molecule: messenger RNA, 2223 nt
Organism: Opisthorchis viverrini
Lineage: Eukaryota; Metazoa; Platyhelminthes; Trematoda; Opisthorchiida; Opisthorchiidae
Exons: 17
Coding region: 65-1897 (610 amino acids)
Molecular function (GO): metal ion binding
Source: RefSeq, a predicted model, not a curated record
GCCAGUCCUACAGUGAUUCUCCUCUGCUCAUUUAAUCCCAGAAUCUCUCACUGUCAUUUGCACAAUGCGACCCAAUGUUGAUUCCCUCUCGAGAGUCUCAAAAGAAGAGUUGUACGGAUUUGUCUGUCCUGAUUGCAUGGUUUCUCUGGAAUCACCAGAUGCACUUCUACAGCACUUCGAGUCCACACAUGAUGGAACCAAAAAACUAGCAGACAAGUCGGAAAGCCAGUCACCGGGAACCGUUCCUUCUAAUAGGACAACACUGGGAAUCCCACAUGGUGUGGUCCCCACAGUAACAGAUACAGAUCAUCCUGAUGGCCAACAGAGGCAACGACACGACUUGUUGGAAGAAAUGUCCAAACUUAAUAAUACGCUUAUUCAGAGAAUCGCUUCAGACGGCAACCGGACAUCUGAACUUGAGCGCAUUCUUGAACUGCUGCUCGACGGAACUCCACUCCCAUCUUCUUUCACAUUUAGCGACCAGUUAAUGAAAACCAAGGUCGAACGUUUUCUAGAAAAACAGCUCAUUGGAGCCACAACGGAAUCGGCGCUUCAGGAUUCAAACGCACAGCUAAAAGAAAAGGAGGAGGAGAUUGCAGUUCUGCAAUCGCAGUUGGUAUCAAAAGCAACCAAAGACUUCAGCAGUCAAACGGACGCAAGGUUGUCGGAGGACGUAGCCGUUCAAACUGCGCAAAGUGACUUAGACCAGAACUUUCUGCAGACCGAGCUGCAGCGGUUGCGAAACGAAAAUAACAAUAUUAAUGAGGAGGUAUCAAUUUGUCGAACACAAUGCUCCGAGUUGGAAAGAAAACUGGAGGUUUGUUGUGUGACUGCGACAGAGUGUGCGGCUUCUGUGGUCGUCUCUCCAGAAGCAGCUAUUUUCCUUUUUUCCUCCGCACAGGUACCAACAGAUGACAAUCAAUUGAUUGACACUGGCGUUAAAAAUGCUGCGGUUGAGGAACUUAUGUCUCAAGUUCAACUUCUCCAACAACGGCUGGGCCAAAGCGAAUCCCUGCGAAAUUCUGAACGCAGUGCCUCAAUAGCUCAGUUGGAUGCCAUCAAUUCAUCUAUGCUGGAAGCCAAAUUGCGGGCUGAAGAAGCUGAACGUACUACUUCGAAACUGCGUGCUGAUCUUGAGAGGAAAGGCGAUGAACUAACUCAACAAGCUCUGGCAAUUGUAACUUUGCAAAAGGAUUUGGCACAGUUGCAUCACACGCACCAAACAACGGUGGACCAGCUCUCGCAAAGUUGCACAGCUGUCCAGACACUAGAAUUUCAAAUGGCCGAGCUGAAGCGGAAACACGAAUCUGAAAUGGAGACGCAAAUGGCCAAAAUGCAAGGUUUGUCGAAUUCACUGUCGUCCAUGCAAACUGAACGCGACUUGUUGCGAGCUCAAUGUGACGAACUCGCGGGCCAGGUAACUCAGCAUUUGGCUACUAUUGAGAGUGCUGAAGCGAAACUUACUGAAUCUCGCCAGCAACUGGAAUUCGAAUUGGAACAGGCACGUUCCCAACUGUCUGUGUCGAAGAAGGAGGCAGAUUCACUCAUGGAGCGUUUGAUCAAAUCGGAAGAUCAAGUCACAACGCUGAGAGAUGAACUCGGUAGGCAGGUGAACGAAGUCGAGUGUUUGAACAAGGCCAUUUUUGAACUGGGAAGAGAAAACCAAUCGCUCCAGAUCUUGCGUGAACGGGUGACUAGCCGCCAGUGGACCAAAGAUGAUGACGCGCCUGCUUGCGCUAGUUGUAACCGUGAAUUUUCCAUCAGCAACCGACGCCACCACUGUCGAAAUUGUGGUGGAGUAUUCUGUCAUCCGUGCUCGUCAAACCGUGCAUCCACUGCGGCCAGUAAGGAUCCUGUUCGAGUUUGUAACCAUUGCUACUCGGAGCUAACACGAUGAAUUCCCCUCCAAACACUCCACACACUUUAGUGGCCAUUUUGACUGCGGUCCCAUGUAUGGACUCAUCCAGUCACCAGAUUUAAGAUGUCUGUUUCCCUUAUCCAUACUCUUUCGCUUUUGUUUUUUAUUUGCAUUCGGCACUCAUCAUGUUCUUUCUGCGUCUGUUCUGCUUAAUUCUCAUUGGACUAUCCUGUGCAAGGUAAUUUUUUUCAACAAGGUCUUUUCUGAAGUUCGGGCGUGUUGUUGCUAGAAUAUAACAUCCUUAAUGCUGUCAAACUGCCCCCUUACAUACGAUAAGGUUAUCCAUGUGUUCAACAGCCUUCCGC